CCAGCUAUGGCCACCGUCGACGACCUAAUCCCCCUCAUUUAUCAUGAGCGACAAGAACCAGGCUCGAUGCUCUGUGCCCAGCAUGCUCUGAACGCUUUACUGCAGGGACACUAUUUAACAGCACCCGAUCUGUCUGCUAUUGCCGUGACAUUGGAUGAGGAAGAAGCACAGUAUGACGAGGCCAACCAUGGUCAUACCAGCACCAACAUGGAUGACACUGGUUUCUUCUCCGUCCAAGUCUUGGAAAGGGCUUUGCAGGUCUGGGGACUUACUCUGGUACGAUGGCGCAGCGAACGCAUGCGCCCGUUCCAAGAGCAUCCACACACCCAACUGGCAUUUAUUCUCAACCUGCAACAGCAUUGGUAUACACUACGGCGAUUUGGAGCGGUUUCGCCUGAUCCAUUCUCAGAAGCGGGUUCUGGCAUAGGACACUGGUUCAAUUUGAAUUCGUCCCUCGAGGCGCCAGAGUGGGUCUCGAAACUGUAUUUAGGCAUGGUGCUGCAGCAAGCUGAGGCUGAAGGCUACUCUGUUUUCGCCGUCGUGCAGGAGGACCCAGAACUUCCACUCUCCCUACCUCGUUCACCAGCAGAUCCCCUCGCAGCUACCAUUCCAAACCUGCCGUCUCACUCUGGCUCGCGUCCCUCGGCCACAAGAUCCAUAUCCCAGCCAGCCUCGCGCAAGCAGGAAUCAUCUUACGGCUUCGAGGACGAGGACAUGGAACUGCAGGCAGCACUACAAGCCUCGCUAAUGGCCGGCGGCGCGUACGAUUAUCAGCCUGCUAGUACUUACAUUCCUCCUCCAGCCUCCUCGUCCUCUGGACCAGGCGUACUGACGCCCACGCAACGUCACUCCCGCGCCGCGAACGCAGCACAGGUGGAAGAGGAAGAUGAUUCUGCGGAGGCACCCGAGACGUUCGACCCUGUCGCUGCAAGUAUGGCGCGCAGCCACGCGUAUAUGCAACGUAUGCAGCGGGAGCAGGAGGCGGCGCUGCGGGAGAGCUACCAAGGAGAGAUGGCGCGCGUGGAGUCCGCCACGGCGCGUCGUGGUACAGCGUACGCCCAAGAAGACGAUGAGGACGAGAUGUUCCGGCGCGCGAUGGCAGAGAGCGAGGCCAUGGCACGGAAUGCACAGGCUGCUGCACCGGCACUCGAAGAAGAAGAAGAUGACGAGAUCGAUAUCGACUACCACCCACCUGAGGAGCUCUCCCGGCUCAACCUCCCGCAGUCCGUGUCGGCGUAUCCACACAGAGUCUACGAUGACGAGGAUGCGGAGCUUCAGGCAGCGUUGAAGGCGUCGUUGGAGAGCGUGCCCGAGGGGUUCGUGAUACCUGACAGCCCUCCACAACGCGCCGGACCCUCGCUUCCUGCUGCGAGCGCUGCUGUAUCAGCGCCUACACCCGUUCCCGCCCCCGCGCCCAUACAACGGCAGCCCUCCACUGCAUCUGAGUCUGGAUUUGAGACUGAGACAGAAUCUGAGACGGAGCAGCCGCAGGUUGAGCAGCUAAGCAUGGAGGAAAUUAGAAGGAGGCGUCUGGCAAGGUUUGGCGGUUGAUACAGGUUCGAGGAAAUCGUCGCAUGAAUGUGUCUGAGAGCGAAGAACUAGUGCAAUUGUACUCUGUAUUGCAUGCAUUCCAUGUAUUGUUGCUACCAGCUUGUCUGCAAAUGAGGAAUGAGUUGAGACAC
Postia placenta MAD-698-R-SB12 is the source of this 1682-nucleotide messenger RNA. RefSeq lists its product as hypothetical. Gene Ontology annotation, biological process: protein deubiquitination. Gene Ontology annotation, molecular function: cysteine-type deubiquitinase activity. The record is from RefSeq and is a predicted model, not a curated record. Gene Ontology annotation, cellular component: nucleus. NCBI's taxonomy places the organism in Eukaryota, Fungi, Basidiomycota, Agaricomycetes, Polyporales, Adustoporiaceae. The coding region runs from base 7 to 1551 and encodes 514 amino acids. The transcript has 7 exons.